AUGAGCCACCCGCCACCGUACUACGGGCCACCGCCACCAUGGCCACCGCCGCCGCCGCAGCAGCCGCAUCUCUACCCGCCUCACCCGCCACUCCCAGGCCAUUUUCCACCACCGCCACCGCCCGACCAAUCCGGGACAUACCCGCAUCCAUACCCCUACUACAUGCCGAUGAUGGCGAUCCCCGUUGGCGUCCCCCCAGUCCCCCCACCGAGUGACCCUUCAAACCCCACGUAUAUCACAAACUACAUAUACCACGGAGAAACAUCCAAUCAACCCCAGGGGCCACCGGUGGGAGACGCGGUGCAGGUCGUCGAGACUUCUGGAGACUUCGAUUGGAUCCCAACUACCUCCACCACAGCGUCGCAUUUGAGUGGCAAAGCUGUUUUGGGAGGGCACGAAGGUUGGGACGGCAGUCCUCUAUGGGUCAUCAGAUCCUGGCAUAACGGAGACCUGAUACCAGGGAAGCUGUCAGUGAGGCACAACGCUGCGUCAAUCAUGUAUAACGGAAAGGAAGUCCCUGUUCAGAAUAUUGAAGUUUUGUGUGCUCGGCCGGAGAAUCUGCGAUGGGUGCCAGCUUCUAAUGGAAAUAUACCUCCAAGUGCCAUUGAAGGUGGUAGAACAGCGUCAGGAGAGACCUUAUAUAUAGGCAGAGCGAGGUACCAGCUGUCGAUAACUCCUGGAAAGGUGCAGCCAAGCCACAACUGUUGCUACAUCGGAUUCGGUGGUUCAGAAGUGUCUCAUCGGGUGUACGAUGUCCUGUGCAGGAUCAGUUAG
Ostrinia nubilalis (European corn borer) is the source of this 774-nucleotide messenger RNA. RefSeq lists its product as uncharacterized. Bases 1 to 774 code for a protein of 257 amino acids. NCBI's taxonomy places the organism in Eukaryota, Metazoa, Arthropoda, Insecta, Lepidoptera, Crambidae. The record is from RefSeq and is a predicted model, not a curated record. The transcript has a single exon.